AGAAAUGAGUAUAAGUUAGAUCCUUAAUGUUAAAAUGAAUAGCUUUGUUAAUAUAACUUACGUUUGUAUAUAGAAGUUGUAUAUGUGAUAUGCGAUAUUGUUUUUGCAUAUAGAUUCGUAUUAAUUUAUUUUUUAAUCAAUACAAUGGCUCAAAAAACUAUUGUAUUUAGUGAAUUUAAAGAAAUAUCUUGAUUAUUACUAUAAUGCAAUUUGAAACAUAAUUCGAUAAAACAUAACCUAAAAUGUAAUUAAAUAAUAGUAAAAGAAAAAGGAUAACAUAACAGUUUCCACCAAUUAUUUAUAUCUCUGAAUUUAAUUUUGACAAAAAAUGAACUCUUCAAUAAAAAUUAAGAAAUAUGAAAAAAUAAAUUACAUCAAGUAAAACAGGUUAGAAUGUUUUUGUAUGAUGUCUAUAAAUAAUUUUAAAUGUGCAUUAUUUUGAACAAUGGAAGAUACAAUAGAUCAAGACUUAGCACAGAUAGAUCCAUUAGUAGAACCUCUCACAAGAAAGGAAAUGGAAUGGUUUGAAAAUAAUAAGCAAGUGGAAUUAAAUCAACGACAACCACAAACCCAAUCAUCUUAUUUUCAAUCCACUAAUUUCAAUGAGACAACAAGCAAUACACAAUGGUGGAAAAAUUCUCCUAUUACAUCAAUGGAUCUACUGUCAGAACAUCAAGAUACGUCAUCUAUAACAACCUUUCCAUUACUGAAUGAUCAAGUAAGUAUACCAUCACCUUCAGAUGUUGUACAAGAAAUAGAACUUAGCAAUAAGAAGCCUAUAAAAUCUAAAGAAUUGAAAACUGAGAAAAGGAACAAAGAUAGUGUACAACGAGCUAAGCAUCCAGAAAGAUGGAAAGUAAAUAUUAAAAAGAAUGCAAGAUUAAGAGGAGAACAGUAUGUUGGAGUUGGAGGGAAGAUAGUGCCAGCUAAAACAAUGGGACCACCAUGCAACUGCCGUAUGCGUUGCAGUGAAAAAGUAGAUGAGCAAGCACGAGAAGAAUUGCACAAAGUUUUUUGGAAAACAUGUACAUGGGAACAAAGAAAGCAAUACAUUGCACUUUCUGUAAAAGAAUCACCUAAACAAAGAACUCGUUGUCGUGGAAAUGUUAAAGCGGAAGAACGUAGACAAGUUACAUUUACCUACUCCUUGCUUUUAAAAGGCGAAUUUAUAACAGUUUGUAAAUGUAUGUUUCUUAGUACAUUCUCGGUAUCUGAAAAAUUCGUACGACAUGCAAUGGAUAAAAAGAGAUCUUCUCCUGGUGGUAUUAUUGGACCUGAUCAAAGAGGAAGACAUACACCGAAGACAAAAAAAAGUGAAGCUGUUAAAGAAAGAAUCCGUGAACAUAUCAAAUCAUUCCCAAUAGAAAGAUCAAUAAAUCCUAAAGAUGGAAAUGAAAAAAAAUAUCUAGAUUCUAGGUUGAGUAUUGCAGCAAUGCAUAAAUUAUAUGUUUUAAAGUGUCAGGAAGAAGGUGUUCCAGAAAGUGAUAUCGUAAAAGAAAGUUAUUACAGAGAAAUGUUUAAAACAGAAUUUGAUCUAUGUUUUAAACGUACCAAAACUAAAGAUAAAAAGUUUAUUCCUAACAUUACUGAUAGUAAAACGAAGAUAAAUAAUUAAGAUUUAUAUUUUCUAUAUAGUACAAUGUUUUUUAUUUAAGAAAAAAAUAUUUCUUUCUUAUCUUGUUAUUAUUAUAAAGCAAGUACAACACAUUCAUUAGAAAAAAUCACAUACGAAAAUAUUUUAAGAAAAAGAAAUUAUUAACAAAUUUAUUUUUUUACAAUUUAAACAAAAGUAAUAGCAAAUACUUUACAUACUGCCAAUGUAACAAAUAUUAGAUCUCUUCCAAAAAAAAAUUAAAAUACCUGUAAAUAAAUGUGGAUAAUAUAAUAAAUACGUGCCUGCGACAUCAGAUAAAGUUUAUAUUCUAUUACUAAAUAAGUAAAAUGAUCUAUUAGUUUUCUUUUUUUUUUUAAUUGGCCUUAAUUACAAUUAUAAAAUUAUAGUAAUUUUAAACAGUAUUGUAAGGAAAGUAUUAUAUAUUUGUUACAUAAAACGUCUAAGUAACUAAAAUCCACUUGUUAUUAAAUAUAAUAGUUGUAUAUUUAUUAUGUAUAAUAAAAUAUCUAUAAACUUGCAUUAAUGAAAUCAUAAUAAUUUACUAGUUUCAAAAAAACGAAUGUUUCUG
Molecule: messenger RNA, 2183 nt
Organism: Vespula pensylvanica (western yellowjacket)
Lineage: Eukaryota; Metazoa; Arthropoda; Insecta; Hymenoptera; Vespidae
Exons: 4
Coding region: 446-1615 (389 amino acids)
Source: RefSeq, a predicted model, not a curated record